AUGUUACUCCGGAGCAGGAGUGAUGCAUCCGUGUGCCUUUCUCCGCACUCGCCUCGGAGCAAAGGGAGAGCGAGAUGUCCACUUCAGAGCACUGACCGGACAGGCUGCAGUCGAAAGCAGUUUACGUGCCAAAAAGUGAGCCACCCCACGGCCACUGCCCUCCUGCUCUGCCACUUACCCACUCCCCAGACCAGCCAGACUCUGACACCGGCUGGAGCUCUGGCUGCGGAAGAAAAUAAACCCAAGUGUCAGUCCCGGAAUGCCCGAAAGGAACAGCUGUCCUGCUUUGUACAGGCGUAUGGGAAUGUGUGUGUGGACGUGUGUGUGCGCAGGUUUUGUGACGUUAUGUGA
Messenger RNA from Knipowitschia caucasica, 351 nucleotides. Lineage: Eukaryota; Metazoa; Chordata; Actinopteri; Gobiiformes; Gobiidae. The record is from the annotation of a GenBank genome assembly.